Molecule: messenger RNA, 2090 nt
Organism: Rhodofomes roseus
Lineage: Eukaryota; Fungi; Basidiomycota; Agaricomycetes; Polyporales; Fomitopsidaceae
Product: PAH-inducible cytochrome P450 monooxygenase PC-PAH 1
Exons: 16
Coding region: 45-1835 (596 amino acids)
Molecular function (GO): iron ion binding; oxidoreductase activity, acting on paired donors, with incorporation or reduction of molecular oxygen; heme binding
Source: RefSeq, a predicted model, not a curated record
ACUGCUCAAUCGAUGUUCAUUCAUAUUACGGUUCAGGCACCCACAUGGAGUCGGGGACGGCGCUUGCGCCGCUACAGGAAUUUGUAUAUAUAGCCAGGCUCGAGGCAAGGAGCUCUCAGCCUUCCCAUCAGUCAUACUCACUCCCCGAACCAAGUGAUCUGUCGAUCUCGUAUUGCGUGGAAUCCAUGGAGAUCGUGCUCGUACUAUGCGUAGCCGCUAUCGCAGUCGCACUGGCUCUGCUCCCCAAGCUGUUCAAGCGUUCACCGUUCAGGCAUAUUCGAGGACCACCGUCGCCUAGCUGGCUCUAUGGUCAUAUGAUAAUGACCUCUCGCGAGAAGGACGUUGGUGAUCUUCACUUUCAGUACAUGCAAGAGUACGGCUCUGCAUGGCGCAUGAAGGAGUGUUUCAAUAAGGACACUCUGUGGCUUGUCGAUCCUAAAGCGAUCCAAUAUGUACUCCAAACAUCAGGGUAUCAUUACUCACGGACAGUUGUUGGACGACACAUUGCCCGACAGAUCACCGGGGACGGUAUUCUCUAUGUUGAAGGAGACGACCAUGCGCGUGUACGCAAGAUCAUGAACCCAGCGUUUAGCGCCGCUCAACUCCGCUCCUUCCUUCCACUCUUUCGACGCUCGGCGCGCAGGCUUACGAUCAAAUGGAAGGACUCUCUACGAACUGCCUCUGCCCCCGCUGACCACGUGCUGAACGUAAACUCGUGGUUCACGCGGACGACACUCGAUGUCAUUGGCGAAGCUGCGUAUGACUUCCGUUGCGGUGCGCUGGAAGAGGAGGACAAUGAAGUCGUCGACGCGUACAAGAACAUGUUCCGUGAUUCCGUGAUGUAUCCUUCUGGCGCGACCCUCGUCUUCCGCUCUCUUUGGCCAUACAUCCCCGAACGCCUCAUCCGGCUCACUGGCUACCUCCCAACUCGAGAGGCCCGCCGAUUCCGACGGACCUUGAGUGUCGUUAAUAAGAUCUCAAACAGGCUAAUUAAGGAGAAGACACAGACGUGUUUGGAUAGGAAGGAUGAGAAUCUCAGGGACAUCAUGAGCAUUCUCGUCAAGGCGAACCAUUCCGAGAACCCGAAGACACGCAUGAAGGACAAGGAAAUGAUCUCUCAGAUGGCGACGUUCUUCCUUGCAGGCCAUGAGACCACCGCCUCGAUGCUCACCUGGAUGACGUGGGAGCUCGCGAAGGAUCAAGACUACCAGGAAAAGAUGCGUCAGGAAAUUGCCGCUGUACGCGCGAAGGUCUCGGAACGCGGAGACGACGACUUCACCGUCGCAGACUUGGACUCAAUGACCUUCGUCAUCGCAGGCCUGAAGGAAGCGUUACGUCUGCACCCAAUCGUGUACAUGAUGGUACGUAGUGCGGAGAGAGACGAUGCCAUCCCGCUCUCGAGGCCAAUACGGGACGAAAAAGGCAAUGUCAUCUCCGAAAUACCGGUCUCGAAGGGUACGUCAAUUAACCUCUCGCUUUGCGGCUACAAUCGCCUGCCAGAGGUCUGGGGCGCAGAUGCACAAGUGUGGAACCCGUACCGCUGGAUGGACACAAACAGAGAGAAACAUAUCAACGUCGGUGUAUACGGGAACUUGUUGACAUUCAGCGGCGGCGUCAAGGCCUGCAUCGGAUGGCGCUUCACGGUCAUUGAGCUGCAAGCGAUCGUCGUUGAGCUUCUCGAGAACUUCGAGGUUGCCAUCCCCGACGACAAGCCGGACAUCCAGCGUGUCCCCGGAGGACUGAUGAUCCCAAUGAUCAGGGGAAAGCCGGAGCUAGGGUCACAGAUGCCUCUCAAGGUGACCGCAGUUGUGCGUCCGGAGAAGGCAGAAGUGUAAACAUCUGGGAGGGAUGGUUGUGCUGUCCUGGGGUGCAUGUUUCGAAGUUGACUGUAAAUCGCCGAGUGGUUGUAUGUACAGUUAGUGUGAUGAUUACCUGACCGCCUCCUCCAAGUAAAGAAGCAUCGAGUGGCAUUUGAGUGGCAUGCAGCGGUCGCUGAGUAUCGCAUCGGCGUCCAAUUUGAAGGCGCGGCCGUGGCAUCUGUGGACAGAAUACUGAAGCCGUCAAUCAGACGCCUGCAGCGUACCAUAAGC